This is a messenger RNA of Mycena indigotica, 474 nucleotides long. RefSeq names its product Actin-related protein 2/3 complex subunit 5. Gene Ontology annotation, molecular function: actin filament binding. The transcript has 5 exons. Lineage: Eukaryota; Fungi; Basidiomycota; Agaricomycetes; Agaricales; Mycenaceae. The coding region runs from base 1 to 474 and encodes 157 amino acids. Gene Ontology annotation, biological process: Arp2/3 complex-mediated actin nucleation; regulation of actin filament polymerization. Gene Ontology annotation, cellular component: Arp2/3 protein complex; actin cytoskeleton; cytoplasm. The record is from RefSeq and is a predicted model, not a curated record.
AUGGCUGAAACGGCAUUUCGGAAAAUCGACAUUGAUAUCUACGACGAAGACGUUCUACAGGAUGAAGAAUUAGUAGAUGCCGACCCAAGAGAUCCUGUGCAGGUUCUAAAUGACGCCAAACAACGUCAGGCUGCUGUCCGUAGUGCGCUUUCUCGGAGUGAUAUUCUCGGCGCGCUCAACACGGUACUGGAGAAUGCGCCUUACGGACCGAAUGUCGAGGAAGCAAAGACUGUCACCCUCCAGACUCUCCUCACGAUCCUAAACACGACCAAAGCUGCUGAGAUUCCUGGUGUCAUCAAAGGCCUCUCGCAGGACAAUCAAGACACGCUUAUGAAGUACCUCUACAAGGGGAUGGCGAUGCCGGGCUGGGGCGACAUAAGUGGAAGCGUGCUACUGGGCUGGCACGAGAAGUUGACUGAGGUGGCGGGCACAGGGUGCAUAGUACGCACGAUGACCGACAGAAGAACCGUUUGA